AGGCGCUCGUGUUGCUGUUGGAACGGGCCUUGAGCUGAUUCCUUCUGCUCGUGACUUCGUGGGUGCUGCCAUAAGAUCUUUGCACAAGGGUCCAUUGGUGUGACGCUUGGAUACCCCCUACCCACUCCCACUGCACCAUCAUCUGUUGUGAUGAAUACUGCGCUCCGCCACAAGGCCUCCACAGUGUCCCAGCGCCCGGCUGCCAGGAGACGAACCAAAAACUUUAAAAAGCGUUACCCUUGUAGCACCGAAAGUAUCUGACUGCCAUCGAAGCCAUGGCAACAGACUGCGUGGCAGAGCCUGCCAUGGAGGCGGCCAAGGAGUGUGAGAGCACGCCUGAUCCCCCAGCUGGCCAUACAGGACCGGUGGAACAGGCCAGUGACUCUGAGAGGCAAGGCGGCGGAGGUGAGCCCAUGGCAAAGGUCGCCCGGCUAGUAACCGAUGAGGGCUUGCCCCUGCUUCUGGCUUCCGACUCACUGGAACGAUCGGAAGGGUGCCAAGUCCUGGUGACAUCUGACCUCCCCGUGACCUCUGACCUUGGCAGCCCUUCAAGAGAUGGAGGCGUGCAAUUGGUCGAGGAGGAGGAAAAAACUAACGGCGGCCAAGAGACGGAAUGUCAUCCUGACCACCUGGAGCCGGAUAAAAACGGCAAGAGUGAAGCGGAGACCAUGCAAACAAGUGAGAGUGUGGCUGAGCAAUGCACUGAAGGUGAUACCGUCUACUACCAGGUGGGAUACGAUUUCACCCAAGUGCCUCAGCUUGUCUCGGGUGCGUGGAAGGAGUACACAGGAGUGGCAGAGAAUUUCCUGAAAGGCUGCAAGUGGGCUCCGGAUGGUUCUUGCAUUCUGACCAACAGCGCUGACAACACACUGCGGAUCUUCAACCUCCCCUCUGAGCUGUAUAACGGGAAGUGGGAUGACCUGCCCGAAAUGAGUGCUGUAUUGCGUAUGUCUGAGGGAGAUACCAUAUAUGAUUAUUGCUGGUAUCCAGUCAUGUCCUCGAUGGCUCCUGAGACCUGUUUCUUGGCCAGCAGCAGCCGCGACAACCCGAUUCACAUCUGGGAUGCAUUCUACGGGGACCUGCGGGCGACAUUCAGGCCUUACAAUCACCUGGAUGAGCUGACGUCUGCUCACUCUCUCUGCUUCACACCUGAUGGGGCUCAGCUGUUCUGUGGCUUCGACAAGAUGGUGAGGGUGUUCGAGACGUCUCGCCCAGGCCGGGAGUGUGAGAAGAGACCAACGCUGGUGAAAAAGCAGGGGCAGACCGGGAUCAUCUCAUGCAUCGCCUUCAGCCCUGAACAUGACCUGUACGCCUGCGCCUCCUACUCGAAGACGGUGGGGCUGUACUCCCGGGACAAGGGGAUCGUGCUGACCAUUCUGCAGGGCCACCAGGGAGGGGUGACACACGUGAUGUUUUCACCCGAUGGAAACCUGCUUUAUACUGGAGGGCGGAAGGAUCCCGAAAUUUUGUGCUGGGACCUACGCCAGCCUGGCAAAGUGCUGUUCUCCAUGCUACGCUCAGCGACCACCAAUCAGAGAAUGUACUUCGAUUUGGAUCUUUAUGGGCGCUAUGUAGUCAGCGGGAACACAGAGGGAACAGUUUCCGUGUGGGACACCACGUUACCGCCGGCUGAGGGGCCAGACUCUAUCCUAGAUCCAAUUCUUCAGUUCCACACUCAGCAGGACUGUGUUAAUGGGAUAAGCCUGCACCCGCACAUGACCCUGUUGGCCACGACCUCGGGGCAGCGCAAGUUUCCGGAACCAGCCGAGAGCGAGGAUGAGGGCAACGGGAUCCUGAUGACACACCGCAACAUCAGGGCUGAGAACUCCAUGAAGCUGUGGCUCUGCUCUCAGCGGCCUUCCCUGGCGACACAGGCCGGCUAUCCAGGAAGCAACUUGCAAACCAAGGGCUCUGUGUUGGAGCUAGAUUAACUGGUGCUCAUAGCGCUGCCUUGUGUAUGGUAGAGAGGGGGUGGGGGGGUG
Messenger RNA from Carcharodon carcharias (great white shark), 1982 nucleotides. RefSeq names its product WD repeat containing, antisense to TP53 (gene wrap53). Gene Ontology annotation, biological process: Cajal body organization. The record is from RefSeq and is a predicted model, not a curated record. NCBI's taxonomy places the organism in Eukaryota, Metazoa, Chordata, Chondrichthyes, Lamniformes, Lamnidae. Gene Ontology annotation, molecular function: protein binding; RNA binding. Bases 276 to 1931 code for a protein of 551 amino acids. The transcript has 11 exons. Gene Ontology annotation, cellular component: Cajal body.